This is a messenger RNA of Sarcophilus harrisii (Tasmanian devil), 3087 nucleotides long. It is a transcript of the gene CKAP4, whose product is annotated as cytoskeleton associated protein 4. Lineage: Eukaryota; Metazoa; Chordata; Mammalia; Dasyuromorphia; Dasyuridae. Gene Ontology annotation, cellular component: rough endoplasmic reticulum. The record is from RefSeq and is a predicted model, not a curated record.
GGCGGCGGCGGCGGCGGCUCCCCCCAUUCACUCACCCACCACCCCCCCAGCCAGCCGGCUCCUGCCCCGGCCCGGCCAUGUCCUCGGCCAAGCAGCGAGGCUCCAAGGGCGGCCAGGGCUCGUCCGCCCCCUCCGAGAAGGGCGCCCACCCGGCGGGCGGCCCCGAUGACGUGGCAAAGAGGCAGCAGCAGCCGCAGUCCGAGCAGCAGCCCAGGCAGCCCCAGCAGCAGCAGCCCAAGCAGUCACCCCAGCCAGGCAAGCAGUCACAGUCCCACCCCAAAGGCAGCAAUAGGGGAGGUGGAGGUGGUGGUGGGAAAUCCUCAGUGGGUUCCCCAGCCUCCUCCUCUUCCUCCUUCUUUGGCCAGCUGGCAAAGGUUCUCAACUUUCUCUUCUACCUCACCCUCAUCGCCGGGGCCGGCCUCCAGGGGGCCCAUAACGUUUUGGAACAUCAAAUCCGCCCAAAGAGGGGCUUCACCAGGCAGAGAGAGGAGCUGGGCCAGGGCUUGCAAGGCGUCAUGCACAAGGUCCAGUCUUUGCAGUCUACUUUCGUGAGUUUUGAGUCCAUCUUGAAAAACUCCCAACAGAAGCAAGAGCUGACGGAGAAAGCCAUCAAGCAAGGGGAGAACGAGAUCAAUCGUAUCAGUGAGGUGCUGCAGAAAUUGCAGAACGAGAUCCUGAAGGACCUUUCGGACGGCAUCCACGUAGUCAAGGAUGCCAGGGAGAAGGAUUUCAACUCCUUGGAGCACACCGUGGAAGAGAGACUCACAGAGCUCACCAGGUCCAUCAACGAGAACAUUGCCAUAUUCACCGAUGUCCAGAAGAGGAGUCAGAAGGAAAUCAAUGAGGUGAAGGCCAAGAUCGCCUCCCUGGAGGAGACAGAUUGGUACAAAGAUGACCUGAAGGCACUGAGGAACGUGGUGGAUGGACUUCAGACCUCCGUCAAAUCCAGAGAAAAGGACAUCGAGUCUUUGAAAAGUUCCUUGGAGAACAUGGAAUCUGAUGUCUACACUGAAGUCAAAGAGUUGGUGAAUUUGAAACAGGAGCAGGAAAAGUUCAGGGAGGCUGCUGAUAACGAACAUCUCACUUUGCAGUCCCUGAGGGAGAAAAUUCUUCAGGCGGAGGCUUCCUUGUCCCAUCUCCCCAAUGAGAUAAAGAGACUGGAAGAAGACGUCCGCCAGGUCAAAGCGAGCUCCAGCCAGCAAGAAGAGAACGAUGUUUUCAGGAACACAGAUGCCUUGGGCUCCCUUCAGAGGAGGAGUGAUGAUUUGGAAUCCAGGUUUGAGCACCUGGAAGGCAGCCUCCAGGCCAUCCAGACGGCCUCUUCUCACCAGACGGAAACUCUGGAAUCCCUUCUUUCCCGGAGCCAGGAGCAUGAGCAUCAGCUGGCCAGCCUCCAGGAGCACCUUGAAGGCAUCACAGCUUCCCAUGGGCUGUUGGAUGCGGAUAAAGAGGGCCUGGGGAGCACGGUGAGGAGCCUGGGGGAGGCCCAGCUCUCCCUGUUCAAUGAUGUGGAGGAGCUGAAGAGGAGCGUGAGCGAGCUUCCCAGCGCCGUGGACUCCCUGGAGAAGGUGCAGAAGCAGGUCCGCACUCUGCUUGACAAAGCCCAAGGGGACGCUUCUGUCCCUCCUGACUAUCUAGAAAAACUGGCGACGGUGGAUGACCUGAGGUCCUCCUUAAGCCAGCUGGAAUCAGACCUAAAAAUGGUUAGGACUGCCGUGGACAGUCUGGUCGCCUACUCGGUGAAAAUCGAAACCAAUGAGAAUAAUUUAGAGUCGACGAAAAGUUUAUUGGAUGACCUGAGGAGCGAUCUGGAUCGACUGUUUGUGAAAGUGGAGAAAAUUCAUGAAAACGUCUAAAUGAGUUAUCGAUGCUGGUGUGGAAUUUCAAAGUCCCCUCCCUCCCCAUUCCUCACCGUCUCUCAUGGCCAAAAAAAAAAAAAGAUUCAUCCCUCUUUGUAACGAGCAAUAGACACUCAUGGAAGCGCCCAGGUAUUCUCCCAUGCCCCCUUGCCAACUCAUUUAAUUUAUUUGCCAUUGUUAGGCUAAACCUGUGAAAACAGGGCUAUGGCUGCUUUGUUAUUUUUGUAUCGACUUCUGGCUUUCUCCCUGAAAGACCCCCAUUUUCAGGAAUCCGAGGUUCCUUCUAAAAGGAUGUUUCAAAACAUCACAGAAGGACGAGGAUUGAUUUCAGGAUCAACAGGAACGGGUUAGCAUCAUUAGCCUCAAAAGGGCCGCCUUGGCCACCAUUUUUUACUCGAGUAAUAAUAAAAGGAUGUUCCUUAAAAUUGUCCUUAAGGAAAAUAAAUUUAUUUUUCUUUUUUUGAUGGGGGAAGGCUCCCAAGUUUUCCAUGAGAUGUCAAUCACUUAUAGUCUUCCACUUAUAAACUGGCUGGAAACCAGAAACAUCAGCACAAUUUAGGGGGGGAAAAAAAGUAUACCAAUUCCUAGUGUUGUGUUUUUUUUUUUAAAGUACUUUACCAUAGUCCUUCCCAUAGGUGCUUUCUCAUAGUUUCUCUUUCAUCCCUUUUCUUCCCACCCCCAUUCUAUACAUCCUCUAGUGAUAUCCAAGGUAACUAUGCAAGACUCGGAAGGCUCCGAAUGCCAAGAUGGGGCAUCCACACUGAGUAAUCCUGAGCCCACUUGUGCCAAAUCUUUAGUUGGGUCAUCAGAUAACUCUCUAGACUUAGUAGCCCAGAACAGGGGUCUGAUAUAUUCUUGAAUCAUAUCCCAGGAGCAGCACAGCGGAAUGGGGCGUCCCCUCAGGUAUGCAGACCAAAUGUCUAUAACCUAUUUUUUUUUUUUAACGUUUUUUUAAAAAAAUGAUACUCAUGGGGAUCUCCUAAUAAGUAGAUUCCCGUCUGUCAGUGGGAAAAAAAAAAAGUAUGCACUGCAUUUCAUGUCAUUGUUUGCUCUGUCCCCAUCCCCGAGCUGCCCUGUUCCUGAUGGUCUGUCCUGUCCUGUUCUUUAAAGCCAUUUGUUUUUUCUCCAUUUGGAGUAAUUUCAGACGUUCGUUUAGUUGACUGUGAAAUGAACUGUAUGGCUUCUUUACAGUAUUUUUAAUUCUUAAUAAACACUUUGGAGCUUUGUA